AUGUCUGGUCAAGCAGCGUCCAACGAGGGCGAGCUGUCGUUCGGCCUCGAGUUUGAGUUCCUCUUUUACUUCAAAACCCCCUGGGCCGAUGCCGUCCAGGGUCCAGACGCGGUCGUGGUGGACGAGGAAGAGGAAGCUCGGCUCCCCCCAGCGCUCAGUCUUCCCGAUAAUGUGAGAUGGAGCCACAGCGACUUCUACCCGCUACCUGACGCUGACCACGACGACACCCCUAGGGGGUGGGCAACCAGUCUGAUCAGGCAAGCCAUCCUGAGCGUUCCCGGGGCCAGGAUCCGGGGCGAACCGAUGCCGGACGGCACGGACCCGUCCUACCUUGACAUGUACCGGUUUCGCCUGCGCGUCAACGUCUCGUCGGGGCUCCACUGCCAUGUCGGCGCGGGGCUCCGGAAGCCGCAGGGCGUAGAUGGAGGAGGAGGGGCCUCGGAGGGUUCGGACGGCGACGAGAGCGACAACAGCGAAAGAGGAGACCACAUCGUCGACGAGCCGGGGUUUGAAUGGGUGGAGGAGGCGAUACCGUUCCGGGGUACCAAGCACGACCUGGGCGUGUUCAAACGCGCCGCCGCCCUGCUCUGGGCCGCCGACGGCUUCCUCUGCCACGUGCACCCCCCCGAGCGAGGCCUCAGCCGCUACGCGCCGCCCCUCCGCCUCUGCUCGCGACUGGCGCACGGCCUGCGUCUGGACCCGUUCGAGGACGCCAACGGCUACGUGCAGCACUACGAGCGGCGGCUG
This is a messenger RNA of Thermothelomyces thermophilus ATCC 42464, 747 nucleotides long. RefSeq lists its product as uncharacterized. NCBI's taxonomy places the organism in Eukaryota, Fungi, Ascomycota, Sordariomycetes, Sordariales, Chaetomiaceae. The record is from RefSeq and is a predicted model, not a curated record. The transcript has 2 exons. The annotation marks the transcript as partial.